Plodia interpunctella (Indianmeal moth) is the source of this 759-nucleotide messenger RNA. RefSeq names its product flexible cuticle protein 12-like. The record is from RefSeq and is a predicted model, not a curated record. The transcript is spliced from 2 exons. Lineage: Eukaryota; Metazoa; Arthropoda; Insecta; Lepidoptera; Pyralidae. The coding region runs from base 1 to 501 and encodes 166 amino acids.
AUGAAUCAGUUCGUAGUUAUCUUCGCCUUGGUGGCCCUUACCAUUGGUGCGCCCACUCCCGAAGAAUUGAAGCGGUCAUUACCCGCUGUUGAACAUAAAGACGAGCGCGACGACUCCGGCUACAAAAUCCGCUACGUUACUGCGGAAGGCACCAUAGUAUCCGAAAAUGGUCGUUUAGUGCCCACCGCUGACGGGAAAGACAAAGUGCUUGAGACUGAUGGGGAAGUGACCUACACGGGACCUGAUGGCAAGAGCUACGUCACUAAGUGGAAGGCUGGCGUUGAAGGUGUGAAGGUCGAAGGUGACCAUUUGCCCGUUGCCCCGGAGGUACCCGCCAUUCCCGAAGUUCCCGCCGUUCCAGAAGUUCCCGCUGUACCAGUAGUGGAAUCCGUGAAGAUUAUUGAGCCUUCACCUCCAGUGGUUGCUGGUGCGCCCUUUUUCAUUCAAGCGCCUGUGUUACCUAUUCUGCCACAGUCUGAAGUGGUUGUACUAUCUUAUUAAGUUAAUGAAUAAUCCAUAAAAAGUUUAUUUGAAAUCUACAUGUUUUAUUUUUUACAUGCACUCUUUUAGAUUUUUUGUUUAUCACAAGUUAUCUUCAUUUAAAGAAGAAAAGGGUUAGCCUCUUGCAAUCAUAAUAUAAUUGUAAUCCAAAUAGGAAUAAUUAUGUUUUACUAACGACUCGAGUGCUUAGAGCACUAUUCAAUUCCUACUCGAUGGUCGAAAUCAACCAAUCUUAUUGCUGUGGUCGGUUCGCAAUGC